AUGGCGGCCGCGCUGCGCCGCAUCCGCUCACCGCGGCUCCGCCUCGGUGCCAGCUUCCCUUACCACAGCGCCGCCGGUGACUCCAAUCAUGUCCAGGACCCGAACCGCCGCAUCGCGGACCUAGCCGCCGCUGGGCGCGUCUCGGACGCCCGCAGCCUAUUCGACCGAACGGCGGACCGGGACGUGGUAUCCUGGACGGCGCUGGUCGCGGCGUACGCGCGCCACGGUAUGCUCCAGGACGCCAGGGCCCUGUUCGAGCGCCCCGACGCGCGCCGGAACGUGGUCACCUGGACGGCGCUCCUCUCCGGCUACGCCAGAGCCCGCUGCAUCGACGAGGCGAGGGCGCUGUUCGAGCGGAUGCCGGAGAGGAACGCUGUCUCAUGGAACACGAUGCUGGAGGCGUACACCUCCGCCGGCCGCUUGGAUGACGCGUGCGCUCUGUUCAACAGUAUGCCUGUAAGGGACGCCGGUUCCUGGAACAUCCUUCUGGCCGCGCUUGUACGAUCGGGGAUCAUGGAUAAGGCGCGGAAGCUGUUUGAGAGAAUGCCAGAGAGGAGCGUCAUGUCAUGGACAACAAUGGUCUCCGGCAUUGCUCGGAGUGGAAGUGUUGACGAGGCUCGGGCGCUGUUUAAUGCCAUGCCAGAGAGGAAUGUCGUGUCUUGGAAUGCCAUGAUCUCUGGAUACGCACGAAACUGCAGGAUCGAUGAAGCUCUUGAUUUGUUCAUGAACAUGCCCAUGAGGGACGUUGCUUCUUGGAAUAUUAUGAUCACCGGUUUUAUCCAGAACAAGGAUUUGAACAGGGCAAAAGAACUCUUUGAUAAGAUGCCUACAAGGAAUGUAGUCACCUGGACUACUAUGAUGAAUGGCUGCUUGCAAGGUAAUGAGAGCGAAACUGCCCUACAGUUAUUCAAUGGUAUGCUCAUUGAUGGGAUCAGACCAAAUCAGGUGACAUUUCUGGGUGCUGUUGAUGCGUGCAGCAAUCUUGCCGGACUUAGCGAAGGGCAGCAGGUGCAUCAGAUGAUAUGCAAAACAUCAUUUCAGUUUGAUACUUUUAUCGAGUCCACCCUCAUGAAAUUAUAUGCCAAAUGUGGAGAAAUCAGAUUGGCAAGAAAGGUGUUUGAUCUCUCAAGGGAGAAGGAUGUAGUCUCUUGGAACGGGAUGAUUGCAGCAUAUGCACAUCAUGGACGUGGUGUAGAAGCUAUAGCAUUGUAUGGCAAGAUGCAAGAAAAUGGAUAUAAGCCUAAUGAUGUCACAUAUGUGGGAUUGCUCUCAGCAUGCAGCCACUCUGGUUUGGUCGACCAAGGGCUUAGGAUCUUUGAAUAUCUGGCAAAGGAUAUCUCCAUUGCAGUGCGGGAUGAACAUUACACCUGCUUGAUUGAUCUUUGUAGCCGAGCUGGACGACUUGAUGACGCAAAAAGAUUAAUUCACGGUCUUAAGCUUAAGCCUAAAUCAAGUACUGUCUGGAAUGCCCUUCUAGGAGGUUGUAAUGCACAUGGAAAUGAAAGUAUCGGUGAUUUGGCAGCUAGGCAUCUCUUAGAAGCAGAACCUGAUAAUGCUGGAACUUACACUCUCUUAUGUAACAUUUAUGCUUCUGCUGGUAAGUGGAAAGAAGCAGCAAAGAUUCGGUCUGAGAUGAAUGAUAGAGGACUAAAGAAACAACCAGGAUGUAGUUGGAUUGAGCUGGCAAAUAAGGUCCAUGUAUUUGUAGCACGUGACAAGUCCCAUAAUGAGUAUGGCUCAAUCAAUAGUAUGCUGCAAGGUAUUCAUCACAUGAUGAGGAUGGGUGGCACUGUUCCCAGGGACUAUAUGCAGCUUACAAAUGAGGAGCUAGUGGAUCGUAUAAUUUGAAAUAUAUUCAAUUAGAGUUCGAGGAUUAGUCAAAGGAAGUAUCUUGCAGCACUCCAUCUGUCAACUAGCCUACAGUCUAGAGUUUAUACCUAUGGUGUUAGUGUUACCUAUGAUCUCAAUGCUAUGGCAUCGCACCUGAGGCUAAGAUGGCCUUCAUCUUUGGAGCAUUAUUUUCUAGCAAACACCUGGGCUCUUCUCUGUUCAGAGUUCUGUGGAAUGCUAAUAUCUUUUUCAAGGCUGGGGGAUAAUCAAGGACCUUACAGAAGUCUUGAUCUUUAUCUUUGAUCCUUGAAUCUUAUUUCUCUGGUGCACUGUCUGCAGCUUUGCCACGUUUGA
This is a messenger RNA of Lolium rigidum, 2184 nucleotides long. RefSeq names its product pentatricopeptide repeat-containing protein At2g35030, mitochondrial-like. The coding region runs from base 1 to 1848 and encodes 615 amino acids. Gene Ontology annotation, molecular function: protein binding; RNA binding. The record is from RefSeq and is a predicted model, not a curated record. The transcript has a single exon. Gene Ontology annotation, biological process: RNA modification. Lineage: Eukaryota; Viridiplantae; Streptophyta; Magnoliopsida; Poales; Poaceae.